Messenger RNA from Rhodofomes roseus, 1136 nucleotides. RefSeq lists its product as uncharacterized. Bases 24 to 812 code for a protein of 262 amino acids. Gene Ontology annotation, cellular component: cytoplasm. The transcript is spliced from 4 exons. The record is from RefSeq and is a predicted model, not a curated record. Lineage: Eukaryota; Fungi; Basidiomycota; Agaricomycetes; Polyporales; Fomitopsidaceae.
GAUACGAUACCCAGGGACACUGGAUGAGCACCUGGCGUCCCCGCCUAUUGUCAGGGGUCCUGACCUGCCUCGCAUGCAUUGUUGACCGGACCGGCAAGCCCUCCAUCGUCUUCGACUGCAUCUACCACUCGUCCCUCAAGUCGCGCGCACUCAAGGACCCGGCCUUCAAGACCUUUCUCAUCGAACUCGCCUUCCAGCGCAUCGAAGCGUCGUACGCCGUCCCCCUCGCCCGCCAGAUCGGGACGCCCAACAUCAAGGCGAAGGGCACCCUAGCCCCGCGCACGGUGCAGAUCCCCGCGUCCCUCUUUCCGGCGGGCCACCCCGCGCGCGCCGAGGCCAAAUCAAAGAAGAAGCUCGUCGAGGUCCUCGAGGCUCCGCCGGAGAGCGCUCCCGCAAAACCCAAGGGGAUACUGAAGAAGGGCGGCGGUACUGCUGACGCCCCAGUGCAGAAGGACGCGGAGAGCGCCGUGCGGGCGCCCCCACCGAUAGCCAAGAGCCCGGAGCUGUCGUGGUCAAGAAACGCACUCACAGAUGGCCUGCAGAUCAUCCUCGCCGUGCCCGAGCUGACCCACUCGCACAUCCCCACUGCGACGCUCGACGUCGAGCCGCGCCGCCUGCUCCUCUCCAUCCCGCCGCUCUACGCGCUAGACCUCGACCUCGACCUCUCCGACACGCAAAUCCGGGACGUUCCCCGGCUGUCAUCGCCCUCCGUCGAUCAGGCCCUCAUGCUGAAACGCCAACGCGACCUGGACGUCGGGAACGCGCGUGCAGAGUGGCGCGUCGCAGAGGGCCGCCUCAUUGUUCAUGUCUGACAUGACGUGAAUAAGGUGUACCCGCGGCCGAUGCGGACUCGGAGAUGGUUUGAUAUUGUCCUUGACAGCAACGUGAAGGUCUCCAUGGGAGUUCGAACCAUGAAAGUAAGGUUGCGAAUAGCGUCCAUUCUCCCCACUUCUAUCAGAGUCGUCUAGGAGCAAACGCAAAUUCUCCGGAUUGUAGACCACUCGGCGGACGUUCUCACUCUGGCGCGAAGAAGCGAUGGGCGUAGAUAGCUAUAAGAUAACGUAUGUAGUGUAAGAGCACGAUAGAAUACAAGGCGCUGGGAUGGGCUUCUACAGCAAAUAGGAACAGGAAGAGUG